GUGCAAUCGAGUAAAACAUAAUUGAUUCAAAGAUGGCGGACCCCAAACAAAAUCAGAAAAGUGUUAAAAUAGCUGCUGGUGCAGUGGUGUGUGUGGAGAGUGAAAUCAGAGGCGAUGUCACCAUCGGGCCGAGGACGGUGAUCCACCCAAAAGCCCGGAUCAUUGCAGACGCUGGUCCCAUCAUCAUAGGAGAAGGCAACUUGAUUGAAGAGCAAGCUCUCAUUAUUAACGGUUAUCCUGAAAACAUCAUGCCUGAUGCAGAGGGAUACGAACCGAAGCCCAUGACGAUAGGCACCAAUAAUGUUUUCGAAGUUGGCUGUGUUUCCCAGGCCAUGAAAAUUGGGGACAACAAUGUCAUUGAGUCUAAAGCUGACGUGGGCCGUAAUGUGAUCCUGACGAGCGGCUGCAUCAUUGGUGCGUGCUGUCGGCUCAACACGUGUGAGGAGAUUCCAGAGAACACGGUCAUCUACAGCUCCAACUGCAUGAGGAGGGUACAGACCGAGAGACCACAGCCCCAGACUCUGCAGCUCGACUUCCUGAUGAAGAUUUUACCCAACUAUCACCAUCUGAAGAAGACGCAGAAGGUUAACCCGACUCCUGCACGGACCUGAAAUCAUUCUGCAUCAUAGCUUUGCUCUUAUAAAUGCUCACAAAAACAAUAACCUGUGCUAACUAUGAGAGCUUUUUUUUUUUUCCUGUUUGUCUUACUUCAUACCCUAAUGCUCACUACACUCAAAGAUUAUGUGCUGUCUUGUAUUCAAUUCUGAUUUAUUUAUUGUUGUCUGAUAUUAAAGGCAUUCUCAUCCAGCUGUUCUGAUCCAAA
Neoarius graeffei (lesser salmon catfish) is the source of this 823-nucleotide messenger RNA. RefSeq names its product dynactin subunit 6 (gene dctn6). Gene Ontology annotation, molecular function: dynein complex binding. The record is from RefSeq and is a predicted model, not a curated record. Lineage: Eukaryota; Metazoa; Chordata; Actinopteri; Siluriformes; Ariidae. Gene Ontology annotation, biological process: mitotic spindle organization. The transcript is spliced from 7 exons. Gene Ontology annotation, cellular component: dynactin complex. Bases 33 to 611 code for a protein of 192 amino acids.